Durusdinium trenchii is the source of this 2298-nucleotide messenger RNA. The record is from the annotation of a GenBank genome assembly. Lineage: Eukaryota; Dinophyceae; Suessiales; Symbiodiniaceae.
AUGGCGCACAUCGCAGGUUAUAUGACAGUGGAGGAAGGCCACUCCAGUGACCAGGCGGAGCCCAGGCCGUGCGGACCAAGGGUCAGGCCCACGCUUGGCUUGGCGCUCACCGGUCUGGUGCUGGUGGCGGUGCCCAUGCUCUUCAUGUGCAACGUCCGUGCCUUCUUCGGCUCCGGCGAGCACUGCAGUGCCGAUGCCCAUGUGGCCGAUGUGUCCCACGCGGCCGAGAAGUACUCGUUGGGACGCAGUGGAAUGAGCCGACUCGUCAGCGGAGUCGGUCGAGUCACUGGAGCUGUGAUCGGAUCGACCAUGCACCACACGAUCGUGCCAACGGCGCCAAGCACCGGAGUUGGAGCUGUGCACCACGUGCACCACUACGUCACUGCGCCGGUCUCGCCGGUCGCCCCGAUCUUCCACACUGAGACCGCGCCGAUCAGCACGGUGCAGACGGUUCACACCGUUCAGGUGCCCGCUCCAGCGCCCGAACCGGUCCACACCGUGCUGCGUCGCCACUACGGCACCGUCUAUCGGAAGGUCCCGGUGAACCACUACGUCCACGUGCAGAUGCCCGAGAAGGCCCCAAUCGUCCACACCGUUCAGAUUCAGACUCCCGCGAAGAGCUACAACUGCGACGGAAUGGGAUCCCACCCAGAUCCAAGCUGGUCCAGCCAGCACACCCGUUGGUGCUGCUACAAGUACAAGAUGUACUGCCCUGUGGCCGUGGUCGACAAGGACUACUACCACACUGUCACCAACAUCCAGCCCGUUCGUGUACCGGUGCCGGAGCCCAUGCCAGCACAUGCGCCCAUCAUCCACACCAUCCACCAUACCUACCACGUGCCCAGCCCACCUCAGUAUGUGCACGUUCAAGUGCCAGGCCCUACCGUGGUGAAGCCCGUGGUGAUGAACGAGAACGUCCCUGUUCCCGUGCCGGAGCCGCCUCAAGUCAUCAACGUGAAGCGACCCUAUCCCGUGCACGUGCAGGGCCCUGACCACUACGUGAAGGUGCCAGUGCCAUCGCCUCCUCAUGUGGUCACACACUACCACACCCAGUGGAACACUGUGGUGGACCAGCAAUAUGAUUGCCAGAACGGCGUUGAGAACUUCCAGCAGCUUUGGUCUCAUUCCAAGCAGACCUGGUGCUGCUCCCACUUCAACUCCGGCUGCGGACAUUGGGAGAAGGUGGUCCAUGUGUACCACAGCUACGACUGCCAAGCCGGCUUCUCCAACUGGUACCAUGGCUGGUCCAGCAACAAGAAGGACCCGGACUGGUGUUGCAGCCACCAGCAGAGGGGUUGCCCAGGCACUUGGCAUGGUCACUGGCAGCACCAUGUGCAGGUUCAUGUCGAGCAUGGAGUUGGCCACGGAGGCUAUGACUGCAAUGCGGGCGCCUCCAACUGGAUGCAGGGAUGGUCCUCCAAGAAGAAGGACUGGUGCUGCAGCAAUGGCCACUCCCAGUACUGUGUGAAGUUCCAUUGCCAUGGCGAUCAUGCAAAUGUAGCAGCCUGGUCUGGCGAUCAGCGCGACUUCUGCUGCAAGAACUUCCAGUUGGGAUGCCCUCACACCACCUUGUCGCCCUUGGGCUGCGACGCGCAGUGCACUUUGCACGGUGAGACCAGCACCUGCCAGCAGCGCAUCGAUUGGUCCAAGCAAAAUGUCUUCUCUGGCAAGGGCAAUGCUUGCAAUUUGGCAUACAGCAAGGUGCAGGUGGAGUGCGACGUGUGCCGCGCAUGCACCGUUCAGGCGGCGGGCUGUGGAGUGCAAGGCCCAGGCAAGGAGGCCUUCGAUUGCAACGCCGCACUUGGCAACUGGUGCCGUGCUUGGUCUCCUUCCAAGAAGGUGUGGUGCUGCAACAACCAGCAGAAGGGCUGCCAGUCCCCAGACACUCCGCCCAACUGUGAUGCAGGCGCCGGCAAGGUGUGGAAGAAGGUGAUGAUCAGCGGCCACUGGUCUUGGGAGUCUCAGAUGGCAGGUGCUGCUACCUCAGUGGCCAAGCCUUAUGCCUGCCAUGCCGGUCUCGCUGGCUGGGAGCAUGGUUGGUCAGGCGCCAAGAAGUCCUGGUGCUGCUCUCAUGAGCAGUUGGGCUGCCCGGGCUAUGUCUACCAUGGCCCUGGUGCACAUGGACACACCCACGUGGUCGUCACUCAUCACUUCGUCGCCGGAGCUGGUGCUGCUGGGGCGGCUGCCGGAGCUGCUGGGGCCAUGUCCGGCCACAGCUGGUCCUCCGGUGGUAGCCACAGCUGGUCGUCAGGUGCCAGCUACCACCACCACCACGUGGUCCACCAUGUGGUCCACUGA